Messenger RNA from Naegleria lovaniensis, 351 nucleotides. RefSeq lists its product as uncharacterized. The record is from RefSeq and is a predicted model, not a curated record. Bases 1 to 351 code for a protein of 116 amino acids. The transcript has a single exon. Lineage: Eukaryota; Heterolobosea; Eutetramitea; Acrasida; Naegleriidae.
AUGUUAUUGGGUCAAUUAGACAACAAUUAUUUCCAUAACCUCUAUCCCGAAGGUGAAAUAUCAUUCGACAUUAAAAAAGGAGGAGAUCAAUUAGGAGUUGUUGUUAUAAUAGAUAGACCAGGAUCAGACAAACCACAACGGUAUUUUAUCAAAAUGCAUUCUCUUGGGAGAAAAGAAAGCAACUCCACUGAAACAAAACCAGUGGAUGUACUUGAGCUUAUUAUUUACAAAAUUUUAGAAAAGCUCAACUUGUCGAGCAACCAUCUAGCGCAUCACAUUCCUAAAGCGAAGGAUUACUAUACUUUAUUAGAAACUGAUAUUGAGACUUUUGUUCGAUAUUUACAACAAUAA